GGUGAUCACGUAACAAUUUCAGAACCAAACAUUGGAAGGCAGAGAUGCUGUAUGUGCUGAUAGAGGCGGAGAGGGCCCGGGUCAAGAAGCUGCAGAGAGAGGAGGGACCGAGAGCACUGCACUCUGGAAGUCUCUCGGAAGACAGAGGAGGCCGGGAGACAGAGCAGUCCAGCCCAGCCGAGCUUGCCCAGCGCCACACCCAGGAGCCUGCGUCUUCCCUCUCCCAGGCCCAGAUUCCAGAUUCAGAAUGGUUCCUCUUGAGUCCACGGGAGAUUCUGGACUGGGCGAAAACCUCUACAGACCCUAGGAUUGCCGUAGGUCAGCAGUCCCCACUGGAGAAAAAAAUCUUGAAUCUGGGUGGCGUGCAUACAGCAGCGGCAAGACAGCUGAUAACUCGGAAAUACCACGAGGAAUAUGAAACAUUGUGCAGGGAGCAAGCUCUUUCUCUUGACCACUGGCUGGCCAAAGCGGAGUCUUACUAUAAUAAGAGAAUAAUGGACAUGAUGAAGGAGCAAGAGACAGGCCAUGAAGUCAAGAAGAGAUUGGAGGGGAAGACGACCCACAGGCUAGAGAGACCAAAGCAGUAUUACUUGGUUCCGGAGAGAGAGGUGAAACACAUAGAAAGGCACAUUCAGAGAGCAGGUUGGGUCAGAGAGUCUAAGAACAAACCAGGUAAACAAUUGCCACGGCCCCCUAGUGAGACAACGUUCCCCAAAAUUGUGCCAGAAGAGCAUGGUGUCCUGAGCGCCCAGAGAAGAAAGCAGGUAAGCGAGAGGGAACAGAUGCAAAUCCAAGGUCACCAGGAACGCAUGCUUCGGGGGAGAGAGCUCGCGGAGCAAAGGCGCAAGGAGCGAGUCUUGAGGAAAACCCAGAGCCAUCUGCCAACACGAGAGAGGCGUGGGAGAGCAAGGAGAGAGAUCAAAGAGCUUGAAAGUGUGACUGCGUAUCCCCUUUUCCAGCCACGCGGUAGAAGCCGGAUUAAAGUGAAUAUCCUUAUGGAAAAGAAUAGAGAAGAAGUGCCUGCCAUCAUAAAACCACAUCAAAGAAAAUUCUUAACCAUGCCACCCUUUCUGAGAAGCCAAAUAGGAAAAAUAAAAGACUAGUAAAGUUUCAGUGCUUUGAGAAUAAAACCCUGUGUCUUAAGUGAA
Lontra canadensis (Northern American river otter) is the source of this 1148-nucleotide messenger RNA. RefSeq lists its product as uncharacterized. The transcript has 3 exons. The record is from RefSeq and is a predicted model, not a curated record. Bases 45 to 1103 code for a protein of 352 amino acids. Lineage: Eukaryota; Metazoa; Chordata; Mammalia; Carnivora; Mustelidae.